Messenger RNA from Hyposmocoma kahamanoa, 1925 nucleotides. RefSeq names its product cytoplasmic FMR1-interacting protein-like. Gene Ontology annotation, molecular function: small GTPase binding; RNA 7-methylguanosine cap binding. Gene Ontology annotation, cellular component: synapse; neuron projection; SCAR complex. Lineage: Eukaryota; Metazoa; Arthropoda; Insecta; Lepidoptera; Cosmopterigidae. The transcript is spliced from 13 exons. Gene Ontology annotation, biological process: regulation of translation; regulation of actin filament polymerization; axon guidance. The annotation marks the transcript as partial. The record is from RefSeq and is a predicted model, not a curated record.
UAUGCUUAUAAGUCUUUAUAUUGAACAUCCGGUGUUUGUAUUUUAACGCUACGGUUUUUGUGUUUAUAAUUAAUAAAUCAUGUCUGUAAGUGAGAAAGUGUCCCUUUCGGAUGCGCUAAGCAAUGUCGACGUACUGGACGAACUCACUUUGCCAGAUGAGCAACCAUGUAUCGAAGCAGCCCCCUGUUCAAUCCUCUACAUGGCCAACUUCGACACCAACUUCGAGGACCGCAAUGGUUUCGUCACAGGCAUUGCCAAAUAUAUUGAAGAGGCCACAGUUCAUGCCAAUUUGAAUGAAUUAUUGGAAGAAGGCAAUGCACAUGCAGUAAUGCUAUACACCUGGCGAUGCUGCAGCCGAGCUAUCCCACAGCCCCGGUCUAAUGAACAGCCAGAUAGAGUCCACAUUUACGAGCGCACUGUCCAGGUGUUGGCACCUGAGGUGGAUAAGCUUCUGCAGUUUAUGUAUUUCCAGCGCAAAGCCAUCGAGCGUUUCUGCGGCGAGGUCCGCCGUCUAUGCCACGCGGAAAAACGCCGCGAUUUCGUGUCCGAAGCGUAUCUCCUCACUCUGGGCAAGUUCGUGAACAUGUUUGCUGUGCUCGACGAACUUAAGAACAUGAAGAGCUCUGUUAAGAACGACUAUUCCACUUAUAGGCGAGCUGCGCAAUUUUUGAAAGUAAUGUCUGACAGUCAGAGCCUGCAGGAGUCGCAGAAUCUCUCCAUGUUCCUUGCCACGCAGAACAAGAUUCGUGAUACUGUCAAAGACGCAUUGGAGAAGAUCACCGGUUACGAAGAUCUGUUAUGUGAUGUAGUGAACAUAUCCGUGCAUAUGUAUGAGAACAAAAUGUACCUUACGCCGUCGGAGAAGCACAUGCUUGUUAAGGUUAUGGGAUUUGGGCUAUUCCUUAUGGACUCUGAAGUGUGCAAUAUCAACCGCCUCGAUCAGAAGAAAAAGCUGCGCCUCGACCGCAUUGACAGGAUUUUCAAGAACUUGGAGGUGGUACCCCUUUUCGGAGAUAUGCAAAUCGCACCCUUCAACUACAUCAAACGUUCAAAGCAUUAUGAUCCUAGCAAAUGGCCGCUGUCUUCCAGCGUGACCCCGCCCUCUCCCCAAGCUGACCUCAUGAUCCACCUUCCGCAAAUCAGAGAGGAACACCAGAACUACAUAUCUGAGCUAGCUCGCUACAGCAAUGAGGUGACAACGACCUUCAAAGAAGCUGGCUCCGAUUCAGAGAACAAGGCCGUAACCGAGCUAUGCCUGCGCGGGCUGCAGCUGCUGGCGGCGUGGUGUUCCGUCGUCACUGAGCUUUGCAGUUGGAAACUAUUGCACCCGACUGACCACACCGUUAACCCGAGAUGCCCGCCCGACGCCGAGGAAUAUGAGAGGGCAACCCGUUACAAUUACACAUCUGAAGAGAAAUUCGCCCUGAUAGAAGUGAUAGCGAUGAUCAAGGGCUUGCAAGUCCUGAUGGCGAGGAUGGAAACGGUCUUCGCUGAUGCCGCAAGGAGAUCCAUCUAUGCCGAACUGCAAGACUUCGUGCAGCUGGCGCUGAGGGAGCCGUUAAGGAAGGCUAUAAAGAAUAAGAAGGACCUGAUCAGAAGUAUCAUCGUGUCCGUGCGUGAGACGUGCGGCGACUGGGCACGAGGCUGCGAGCCGCAGCAGGACCCCGUGCUCAGAGGCAAGAAAGACGGCGAGGCCAGUUUCACCAUCAAGGUGCCCCGCAGGAACGUCGGUCCGUCAUCUACGCAGCUGUACAUGAUCCGAACCCAGCUGGAAGCUCUCAUCUCGGACAAGUCCGGCGGGCGCCGCACGCUGCGCAAAGACCUGGAUGCCAACACGCUGCAGCAGCUCGAGGCUUUCCACACGCAGAGCAAAUACUGGGGGGCGCUGCUUAAUCUCUCAGGUAAGGCUUCCAGAUUAGCCGGGU